AUGCCAGCCAGGGUGCAAGGUACAACCAAGAGGCGGCUCGCUGCCAACGCCCGGGAGCGCAGGAGGAUGCAAGGGCUGAACACGGCAUUUGAUAGCCUGCGGAAGGUGGUACCCCAGUGGGGAGAGGACAAGAAGCUCUCCAAGUAUGAGACCCUGCAGAUGGCCCUGAGCUACAUCAUGGCUCUGAGCAGGAUCCUCUCACAGGCAGAAGGGAACUGGUCCCCUAUUCAUCACUAUGAUCCUUAUGAGGACCAAUGUCAGGGCUACCUGGCCCUGGGCUCCCCGCACUCCUGUGAUCACUUCAUUGCACCCACGUUUUCCCACUAG
Molecule: messenger RNA, 327 nt
Organism: Pseudophryne corroboree (corroboree frog)
Lineage: Eukaryota; Metazoa; Chordata; Amphibia; Anura; Myobatrachidae
Gene: ATOH7
Product: atonal bHLH transcription factor 7
Exons: 1
Coding region: 1-327 (108 amino acids)
Biological process (GO): positive regulation of transcription by RNA polymerase II; neural retina development; axon development
Cellular component (GO): nucleus
Molecular function (GO): DNA-binding transcription factor activity, RNA polymerase II-specific; E-box binding; protein dimerization activity
Source: RefSeq, a predicted model, not a curated record